Molecule: messenger RNA, 987 nt
Organism: Macrosiphum euphorbiae (potato aphid)
Lineage: Eukaryota; Metazoa; Arthropoda; Insecta; Hemiptera; Aphididae
Source: the annotation of a GenBank genome assembly
AUGGCACUGGGCAUAUCUUCGACGCCCACCGACUCGUCGUCGGGCCGGGGAUCGCCGGUGAGCCCGAUCAGCAGCCCGGUGACGCCGCUGGCCACCCGGCUCGCGCCCAUGCCGCCCAUGGUUCCGAACCCCAUGUUCGGGCUGCCCAUGCUCAACUUCAGCGUGUCGCAGGUGGCCAGCGUGUGCGAGACGCUCGAGGAGAGUGGCGACAUCGAGAGGCUGGCCCGGUUCCUGUGGUCGUUGCCCGUCGCUCACCCCAACAUCGUCGAGCUGAACAAGAGCGAGGCCGUGCUCCGGGCCCGGGCCAUCGUGUCGUUCCACAGCGGCAACUACCGCGACAUGUACACCAUACUCGAACACCACAAGUUCACCAAGGACUCGCACGGAAAGCUGCAGGCCAUGUGGCUGGAAGCCCACUACCAGGAGGCCGAGAAGCUCCGCGGCCGGCCGCUGGGCCCGGUCGACAAGUACCGCGUACGCAAGAAGUUCCCGUUGCCCCGGACCAUAUGGGACGGCGAGCAGAAGACACACUGCUUCAAGGAACGCACCCGGAGCCUGCUCCGCGAGUGGUACCUCCAGGACCCGUACCCAAAUCCUACCAAGAAAAAGGAACUGGCCCAGGCCACCGGACUGACACCCACGCAGGUGGGCAAUUGGUUCAAAAACCGCAGACAACGUGAUAGAGCGGCGGCGGCCAAAAACAGGAUGCAACAGCAGCAGUUCGCCGCACAGUUAGCGCAUUCGGGCGGCCGGCACUUGAACCUCCGGCGGUCCAUGUCACCGGGCGCGGUCAGCACCACCGGGUCCGAAUCGAGCAUCAGCCUGGGCGCCCCGUCGCCCGGCCCGCCGUCCAUGCCACCGCUGCCGCUCCAGUCGCUGCCGCCCCCGCCGCUCCAGCUGACCGGCGACCCGCCCCGCAUCGGCCUCACCAACCCGUCACCGUGCACGUUACCGCAACCGCUGGCGCUGCACAGACCGUUCACGUGA